Molecule: messenger RNA, 5780 nt
Organism: Aplysia californica (California sea hare)
Lineage: Eukaryota; Metazoa; Mollusca; Gastropoda; Aplysiida; Aplysiidae
Product: metabotropic glutamate receptor 2
Exons: 17
Coding region: 203-3154 (983 amino acids)
Biological process (GO): G protein-coupled glutamate receptor signaling pathway; regulation of synaptic transmission, glutamatergic
Cellular component (GO): membrane
Molecular function (GO): adenylate cyclase inhibiting G protein-coupled glutamate receptor activity
Source: RefSeq, a predicted model, not a curated record
CUACGGGUUGGGAACACAUUGAAUGGCACAGAAAUUCCAACUGGUCUGAUAAAUUUAGACACAGUUUAUCCUGUGUUUUGGGCAGGGCUGUUUGGCCCACGGUGGUGUUCGUUCCCUUCCCUUGCUUUCGUUUCUUCUCAGGGAGGACAAGUUCUGGAAUUACCAGGAGUUUGUUCGUCAACAAGAAGCCACAUUGUCAAAGAUGGGGCAUUCUCUGACUGCGAUAUGCUUCGCCUUCAUAGUGCUAGUCAUCGGCGUGGACUGCCAGACAUGCGCAUCACUUCCUGAUACAACGUGCUCUGCCUGUUAUGUUGACAAUAUUGCUAUUCGAGAUCCCAAGAAUGCAGUCUCGAACCAGUACUUUGUCAUUGGGGGUCUUUUCGAUCUACACCAGAGAGGCACCAACGCCUACACAUGUGACUCCACUAUGACUACGAAUGGAAUUAUUGACUUAUUGGCUUUCUUCUGGGCUAUAGAUAAGUACAAGGCGGUUAUCAACAGCCCAGUGUCAGUCGGAGCAGUCGCUUUUGACUCUUGUUCAAGGUCAGAGCAGACCAUUGGGAAUGUUCUCAGCUUCGCACAGUGUAAUAUUCGAGUUCAGGAAAUGCAACAGGAGAACCUUGUUGCAUAUGUCGGGCCUUACGACAACGAUGACACUAUCAGGACAGGGAUGCUUGCUUCUGAUCUCGGAAUUACUCUUCUCAGCCCAACGGCAAACUCGCUGGAUCUCUCCUUUGAUGAUGAGAAAACGCUUCUUCGGCUGAGACCCUCAUUCAUGUAUGACAUCGAGGCUGUCGUUGGAUUCUUGCGCCACAUGAAUUCGAAGUUUGCGAUGAUUUUAUACUUGGCUGAUGAUCCGUUCUGGGCCUCGGCAUACAUGAAGUUGAAAGAGAAGCUGGAAGGAUCCAACAUAUGUGUGCAGUUUAGCCAGAGCAUAGAUGAUGUCACUGAUAUGGAUACCUUUGUGGACACGCAGUUGAAGCCUCGCUUAAAGGCAAAGUACGUUGUUCCUCUGAUGUCCAGAGCUAAGCUGGACAUAUUGCUGGGUACCAUCGCCAAUGGAAACAAUGACGCAGUGAAUGGCGAACUCCGGUUCAUCUUGACCUCAGAAAUUGGAAGAAACAUAAUAUUCCUCACCUCAAAGAGCUCAGCAGCCGCUAAUGCCAUCGUGAUCGACUCUGUCCAGCCCGCAACGUAUGACCCAGUCAUGUCAGAAUUUAAAACUUACAUCAACAACGGAGCUGUAGACUCCCUCAGUGAUGUAGACAACCAAUGGAUAACUCAUUACGAAGAGACUGUGGGAGAAAUACCUAAAAUUGAUGACAAUACGCCGUCUCCUAUAGUGAUGUCUGCACUUCGAACUAUCAUGUCUGUGGAGUUGGUGAUGAAGGGUAUGGAUAAGGCUAUGCAGGACUGCAAUCAGCAGAACUUUAGCAACUACCAAUUCUGCGACAAGUUACGCAAUGAGAAGUAUAAGCAGAACGACCUCUACAGAUCCAUCAAGUCUGCUCUCCCAAUAUUUGAAAGUGCCUCCGGGGAACUGCGGCCGAACCAAGCACAGUAUGAAUACUACAUCUUCGCGAAUCGUCAGGGCAGGUCUCCUGCAUUUGAAAAAAUUGGAUCUUUUUCUAAUGGCAAUACAGUCAUCACAGUUGACCUGGAAAACGAUUUUGGAUCAGGUUUUAACCCCUCUGAGUGCCCCAAUGCUGGGGAAUGUUGUGAGCCUCCAACCACCAUGGCACCCCCGACGUCUCCACCCACCGUUGGUGCCACCUCAGAACCCACCAGUGAGGAGCCUCCUAAGUACAGCACUGUGCAGUACCGCCUGGGUCAAGCCAUCACCGGCGCCUACCCGGCCGCCGACCACGAAAGCUACCGGGAAGAAUACGGCACCCGCUUCGACCAAGGCCACCGUUGGGUCAUCGCUCUUGGCGUCUUGGCUGGCGUGGGUAUCCUCGCUGUGAUCAUCUUCGAGAUCUACAUCUUGUACAAGCUGCUUGGGACUCGCAUGGGGCACAAGUGGCGCACCAUGUGGCUGGGGCAGCUGCUCCUCUUUGGAAUCUUCUUGGCUUAUUUGGUCCUCUUUGCGUACAUUUUCGUCCCCACAAAGGCAACAUGCGGUAUCACCCGAUUUGGUGUUGGAGUGUCCUAUGCUAUCUGCUUCGCUGUUUUGCUGGUAAAGUUAAUGGUCAUCUUGACUUCUAAGUCGUCCGACGUCCUGCUUCCUGGAGAUGAAUCACCCAACUACCUGAAGGGAAUUUACCAAUUCCUUAUGUUCGUCUUUGCUGUCGGUGUGCAGAUCGUGAUAGACGUCCAAUGGCUGAUCACCGUACCCCCCGAGGCUGUGCAAGUGACCGCCAACGACGGCUCUCGUGUCUGGGUCUGCAACCACUACACAUGGGAAGCCGACAAGGGCAUGGACUCUAUGGCUGAUUUUGUCCGCACCAACUUCGAGAAUCACCUCAUGUCACUGAUUUACAUCAUGCUCAUGAUCCUCAUCACCACCAUCCUGUCCCUGAAUGCUCACGGCAUCAUCACCAACCACCGGGAGAGCGUCUUUAUUGGGAUUGCCGCAGGAUUCAGUAUCCCCAUCUGGCUGGCUUGGGGCUUGGUUGGAGGUUUGAACAAGGACCAGGAUUACGCUCAGGAGUAUGGUGACGCUUGCAUCGCUUUUGGACUCUUUUUGACAGCCACGCUCAUUCUCUUUGCAAUGUUCCUGCCAAAGGUGAGGCAGUUGGUGAACAUGGGCGUGGAGGGGAUCUACCUUGAGGAUGACCGCGACACCUACUACGCUGGCUCGGUGAUCAUGGCGCCCCCUAGCUACAAGAGCAAAGGGGCGUCAUCGGUCAUCUACGUGAACAACCAGGGGAUCUACUCAGAGCCGGUGGUUGUGGGCAAUGGUGACCCCAGUAAGGAGGUGGCGACACAUUUGAAACACCCUAUGAGCACCUACAGUGCCCCUCCUACAUACCUGAAAAAAGCAGAGUCGGCUUAUGGAAGCACUCGUGUACUGCGCGUGACUGACGACCUCAAAGGUCGUCACCCACAGAAGCGGCCUCAGUCUGAAGUUGCUUUUGGAUCCUCUGGACGUCCGAGAUCUGCCAAGGGAACUCUUCGCCGCUCGCGGUCUCAGACAAGUCUUGGUGCCCUUUGAACAGUGGUACGCAGUAGAUGAGAGAGCUGUAUCGGACCGAGUCAAGUGCCCUGCCCAAUGGAACCUUCUUCCAACUGCCUUCUUACGACUUGAAAAUAUUCAGCAAAAUUUUCGGGCUUCAGUUUGUACUAAGUGGAAAGAAGACUUGAGUGCUAGAUUAUUUUUUCUUUUGAGAAUUUUUUCAGCAACUUUUUCUGAUUUAUGCUCACAUAUAGUGAUAUGAAAUUUGUUUGCUGCACAUUUUGAUUUUGAAUUUUCUUGAAAGGAAUAAUUAUGAAAGGCAAAAUAUAUCUGUUUGUAUGGUCUGUAUUCUUUUUGAAUUGUGUCGUGAAUAUGCUUUCUGCUUUCAUUUGGUCUUUUUAUACCAUGAUUUAACUCUUCUUGUAAACUGAACUGAUGAGUUUUUUUUAUUACGGUUGUAUUUAAUAUCAAUAUCACCAGCAUCAUUUCACAAUCACCUAGUCAAUUUCUUGGGGUUUUCCAGGUAGAGCUGUUAUUAGAUUUAGAAUAAAGACAUCUAGGGGCAUCUUGUAAUAUAGUUAUACUCUUUUAAAGUCAUUUCCGUCUUAGUUUUUAACUUUAAUCCCUGAGUGCCUAUGAAAUAGUUUUAAUUUGGGUACUCUCUUUUUGAUUGAAUUUUUUCAAAACUUUGAAAAAGAAAUUACUUGGGGGCUUGUGGAAUGAUGCAGACGAUAUACUUUUUCUGUGAAAAGUGAGGCACCCCAGACAAAAAGCUGCAUAUUUUUGGGGGGUGGAUGGUGGUUUAUACCUUCCACUUCCAGCCCACUUUAUGGUAUUUGAUUUUGAAGAAGGUAAGAUUUUAAAAAAUCUAUUGGGCUCUAACAUGGUGUCUGAGACGCUGUGAAAAUUAAGGGGGUUUGCACUUUCAGCAAAAAAAAGUAAACCAGAUGGUUGGAUGGGGAAUGUAGUGUUGUUGUUGUUUUUUUUUUUUUCAAUGUUUUGUCCGUGUUUUUUUGCAAACAUUGUAAGGGGAUCACCUUACAGACCUAUAGUCUUUUCUGUAUCUAUUACAUACACCUUACUUAAUUCUUCUUUAUCUGACAAAUUUACUUAACUGCACUCAGAUCUGAGGCUGGGGAAAGACAGGAUGGAAUACGAGAAAACUAUAACUAGAAUCUUUUCGAUGAGAGUUCAAAUAAAAUCAUGGUUUUUCAUGUCAGCGUUGUACUGUACUACUAGUACAUUUUAGAUUAGAUUUCUUUGUACACUGGAAAUAAGAAAAAUGUGAUUACUGGAGGUUCACCGUUUCAGAUAUCUAGAAACCAACCUGGAAAGAAAUGUGUGGUGCUACUUCUGUAGGCAAAUCCAACUCUACUGUAUAAGGAACAAGUUUUACUUGUCAUUUUGAAUGAGAGAAUGAUUAAUAUGAAAGAAAGAAAUGAAUUUAUGUAUGAGAUAAAUUAAUUUUUUUAGGGGUGGGAGGGAGUAGCAGGAUGUAAACAAUGUGUUGUUUCUGCGCUGACAUCAUCUAGAAGGGAUAGCUGAAAUGUAAAGUGCUCAAAUAAUGAAAUUUGAUGUUUGUUUUGUGUAUUUAUGAAUGAUUAUACAUGCUUCGUUUCAUUGUCCUUACAUGGUUCAUUUUUUCAUUGUUAAAAAAGCCCCGAAAGACAAAUCAAAAUUAUAUUUUUGCAGGUCUGUUCUGCAAAAGUAUCAGGUCAAAUGUGAACAGUUAAAUCAACGUGGUAGUGAGAUUUUUUAAUGGAUGGGCAUGAUGAUUAAUUCAUGUUAAAGACAAGUGGGGUUUUUUGAAUUGAUGAAAUACUGACAGAUUCAAGUUCAGAAAUGUGGAACAAAUCUAAAAAAAAAAAGAAGAAUAAAAAAUACGAAUAAAUAGGCUCGCUCUGUUCUUGUUGUCAAGAAAGCUGUGUUGUUGAUAAUGGGUCUAAAUCAAGAACGUUUCUUUAAAAAAAAAAAGAAGACUUCAUAUGUUCUCUUCAUUUUAUAGGUCGAGAAAGAACAACGACUGAUAAAAACUGGGCCUUGAAAUUAAGAGCAUCUUUGACAAAGGAGAAUAGGUGAUGUAUGAGCUGCCUAUUUGAGAAAGAACUACAACCGAUUGUGUUAAAAUGAGAUGACACACACCUUUCUUCUUGCCCGUUUCAUUUCAUCAUGAAAGCUUCCAAAACUUUCUUUUAGUUUAUUUAUAAGCUACAAAGUGAAUACGUGUUUUUUAUUUUUCUUUAAAAACUGCAAUCAUCAGCAUCCAUUGCUUGUGUGAUAUGGGUCAAUGAAAACUCUCCUGCUUAGUCCUGCUGUAUGCUGUGAUGACUGUGGUAUAGGUCACAUCUCCUGCAUUCUUGGUCAAGAGCUACCUUACACUAAAGAGAGUCUUGUGUUUUCAUAUAAUGGCCUACAGCUCAGUGGGGCGUUUUCCACGAAGGAUGAACAUUGCAUUUUGCAUGUGUACAUACAUACAGAGUAAAUUGUGUGGGUAUUGUCUACAUUCCAUUUGUAAAAAUAUGUUUGUGAGCCUUGUGCACUUCUAAUUAACAACGUAUGCUGACUCUUUUGUAUUUUGUAUUUGAGACUAUACAAAUUUAUUCACUUCUCCAUUUGCCCCCAUAAAUUAUAGAGAGAAUUAUAAUAAAUAUACAUAUCAAACAUA